Molecule: messenger RNA, 726 nt
Organism: Cylindrotheca closterium
Lineage: Eukaryota; Bacillariophyta; Bacillariophyceae; Bacillariales; Bacillariaceae
Source: the annotation of a GenBank genome assembly
AUGUGCGGCACAGGCAAAUUUAAAGUUCUAUGGGGUCUGGAGACAUCAGCAGCCUGCCCACGCUGCGGCGACUUCGAGGAUCAUCUGCAUAUUCCCCGCUGCCGCGCUGCUUUGGCAACAGCUGAAUGGGAUCGUCGCACUGCAGCCUUCUCCGCGUGGCUAGACCUGCAACUGACAGGCCCUUCCAUCAAAAUAGCGAUCCUACAGCUUCUUCAGGGCGUCCGCACACCUCCUUCAUUUCCCCCAAGGCCCAUCUCCUCUUCGGUUCAGCCGGCCUUCUUGGCUCAGCAGGUGAUUGGGUCUCAAGGCCUUUUGGAGGGACGCAUCGCUUCGUCUUGGCUUCCACUCCAACAACAAUAUUAUGACAAGAUAAGAUGUCGACGAUCUGUCUCUCUUUGGGCGUCCCGCCUCUCACAACAGCUGGUAUUGAUCGGCUUCUACAUGUGGGAGCAACGGAACUCCGUUCAACAUUCGGAUGAUAACGUCCAAUUACGUGAACGUCAUAGUACUGUCAAUGAGGGGAUUCACUCACAGUUUGAUAUGGGUCCCGAUGACUUGCCUAAGGAAAUUCGACCGAUGCUAACAUGCCGUCGACGAGUCCUUCGCAAGUCAUUGGUAGACAAGGAAGAGUGGCUUAAGUUGCUUUGUCAGGAACGCAGAGAUUUCCGUCGCUCCAUGAAAGCACAACGCCGCAGUCUGCGGACUAUUUUCUCCCCUGUACCCUGA